This is a messenger RNA of Poecile atricapillus (Black-capped chickadee), 5030 nucleotides long. It is a transcript of the gene AK3, whose product is annotated as adenylate kinase 3. Gene Ontology annotation, cellular component: mitochondrion; cytoplasm. The coding region runs from base 260 to 943 and encodes 227 amino acids. The record is from RefSeq and is a predicted model, not a curated record. Gene Ontology annotation, molecular function: ATP binding; AMP kinase activity. Gene Ontology annotation, biological process: nucleobase-containing compound metabolic process. The transcript is spliced from 6 exons. Lineage: Eukaryota; Metazoa; Chordata; Aves; Passeriformes; Paridae.
CACAGCCUCAGGGCAUCUGGGCAGGGCAGUGACAGCGACGGGACGGGACGUGUCAGCAGCCAAGCGGUCGUCAGGUGACAGCCAGGAUCUUUCCUUCCUGCCACUGAUUGACAGCCGGAGAAGCUGCCGCUGCUAUUCCCUGGGAGGACGGGCCCGGGCUCCCCGGCGGUGCGAGGCGGCGCUCCCCGGGAAGGCGGCGCUCCUGCCCGCGCCCCUGCGGCCGGAGGAGCGGGAGCCGCGGCGGGAGCAGGGGGACACCAUGGUGGUGCCGCCGCUGCUGCGCGCCGUCAUCAUGGGGCCGCCCGGCUCCGGGAAAGGCACCGUCUCCGCUCGCAUUAUCAAGCACUUCGGUGUGAAGCACCUCUCCAGCGGCGAUCUGCUAAGGGACAACAUGCAGAAGAAGACAGAAGUGGGAAUCCUUGCGAAAUCCUACAUUGAUCAAGGGCAGCUUAUUCCAGAUGACAUCAUGACACAACUAAUGCUGAAUGAGAUAAAAGGCCUAGACCGGUACAACUGGCUAUUGGAUGGUUUCCCCAGAACAGUUGCUCAGGCAGAAGCCCUCGAUAAAGAAUGUCAAAUAGACACUGUGAUUGACCUAGAUGUGCCAUUUGAGACCAUAAAGUGUCGGCUUACAGCACGCUGGAUCCACCCUGCCAGUGGCAGAGUCUACAACCUUGAAUUCAAUCCUCCCAAAGUGCAGGGCAUUGAUGACAUUACUGGCGAGCCACUUGUUCAGCGUGACGAUGACAAGCCGGAGACUGUCAGCAAGAGGCUGCAGGCUUAUGAUGCACAAACAAAACCAGUUCUAGAAUAUUAUCGGAAAAAAGGAUUAUUGAAAUCCUUUUCUGGAACAGAAACCAAUAAGAUCUGGCCACAUAUCUAUGCUUUCCUUCAAACCAAGUUGCCAGAUGUGAGCCAGAAAGAUGCUGCCAACCCCAGGUGAAAAUAGAUCAGGCUUCUGGUCAUCUGUCAUAGUUCACUCCUGAUUACAUGGGAUUCUGAAAUCAAGGAUUUGUCCAAGUAGUCUACCAGACUCAUCAAUAAUUAAAGUCCAAUCCUGUCUUUAACUUACAUUAUGGUAAAAUUUUGUUGCCUGUGGUUAUCAUUUUAAUGCUGUAUUUUUUUAUAUUAAAUAUACUGAAUUUAAAAAAUACAGUAACUGUCUUUAGCAAAAUCAGGUAUUCUCGUGUCUUUUAUUUGGAAAAUACAUUUCCAGUGUUGAUUGGUGAAGGAAAUACAUUUCAGAAUACAGCUUAAUUAGAAAGCACAUUGACUGAUUUACUCAGUCAGUAAACAAAGCAAUGACAAAGACAUGAAAGCAUGUUUCUUGAACAUGUAGCUAGCUGGAGCUAGCCAAAAGCUGUGAAGAACAAUGACCACUGGUCUGCAAAAACCAGUUUUUCAGACCAGAGCUGGUGUGUAUGGAAAUUGAUCUUAUGGAAAGGUUAGCUUCUUAUUUGCUUGCACAGAUGCGACUUGAUUUUGUUCACCAUAAAUUACAUUUAGCACCAGGGAAAAUUAUCUAAGCAAGUAGUAUGUUUAUGUUUCUGCCUUCAGAGCAAUGAUUUUGUAGGCAUGGGAAACGGAGUGUCAAUGAUGUGUAACACAUUUGAUAAAGCCUCUGUCUUUGUGUAACCCUGUAAGACUUUAUCAGUAAAAAGAUAGCAGAUACUGAACAGAUUAAGUGUAAUCUGGUAAAUCUGUAGCUAGAUGAUCCUGACCAGUGAAUGUGCCUGUUCUACUGUCCUUAAGAAGAAGUGGUCACUGAUGCCAGUGACCUGAUUUCCAGUGGUCAAAAUAUUAACUUUGGCAUAUUACUGUAGCAAUUUUUAUUGUAGCAACUGGACUGGUUUUCCUGAGAUUCUUGUCUCUGACCAGCUCUUGUGUUUAUUGACUAGAUAACUGGAAAUACAAACCUCCACAGCCCACACUUUUUAAUAGCCCAGGGAAUGUAGACAUUGCUAUUUUUCAGUGGCAGUUUCAAGACUCAGCAAAACGUGAGGAACAAACAACUCUGUCUAGGUAAUGUCUGAAGUAGCUGUGUCCUAGUAAUGCAGGUUCCAGUCUCCUUUAGCAGUGACUGUAAACAGCUGGAGUGUUGACAUACUUUGGAUUGCAUCUGCACAUCCAGUUUUAGUAUUAUGAAUAUUGAGACAUAUUUAAGUGUAAAAAGAGAUGGUCAGUGUAGAAUUUGUGAUAUUUCCCCCUUACUAUAAAUGAACCAUAUAAGCAGCAACUAUCACUACAAUCAGUUUUAUCUCAUUUAAAGAAAGCUGGCCAAGAAAAUUGACCACUUGUACUAUCCUUUUGAGGAUAUGUCUACAUAUUACAGUGAGAAACUCUGAUUAACUGCUUGUUUUUUUAUAUUUUGGUGUCAAUAAAAAACAGCCCCUCCCUUUUUUUUUUUUGCCAGCAUACACAAAUUCCUGUGAGCCAGAAGGAGCAAGGGGAGGGAAUCACAUUAUUUGACACUUAUGCCUGGCACCAUCCAGUUUUAUCCCCUUAGAAACUUAAAAAAUAGCUUAUUCUGUUUAACAGGUUGCUAGAUCAACAGCUGUAUUGCCAAGGGUAGCAGUUGCAAGUCACAGUGUUACACUGCCCUUACUAUCCCUUGCAUACAACAUUCAGUUAAAAAACAACCUGAAGUUACUUGUUUUCCUUUAAGUUUCCCUUAAUUAUUAACUAAUUAGUAAGGAGGAGGCACUGUUUACUUAUCCUUUCCUGAAGUAUCUGUCAAACUUAACAAGAUGCAGUAGAAAUUUUUAUCUCCCCAUUUGCAUGUGUGACAGAACUGCUCCUUGCUCUUUUAUCUUCAGACUGUUUGCAAAAAAGGCUAGAGAGCAGAAGUCAUAUGGAAACUACUUCUAUGAGUGGAUCUGCUAUUGCAUUGGUACUAAUACUCUGGUAUAUUCUACAGACUUAAGACUUUUUCACAUUUUGGCUGUAGGCAAAACAGAAAAUUACUGGAUUCUAUUUCACAGAAUCAGAAUCAUUAAGGUUGGAUGAGACUUCCAAAAUCAUUGAGUUCAACCUCUGACCACCAGCACCCUGCCAAAUAACUUACAGCACUAGGUGCCAUGUCCAGUCAUUUCUUAAACAUUUACAGGGAUGGUGACUCAAACAAUUCCAUGGAUAGUCCAUUCCAAUGCUUGACAAUCCUUUCAGUGAAGAAAGUCCUGAUGUCUAAGCUGAACCUCCCCUGGCAUAGCUUGAGGCCAUUUCCUCUCAUCCUGUCAGUUCUUAGCUGAGAGAAGAGACCAAACCCCAGAUGGCUACAUCCUCUUUCAGGAGUAGACAGUGAUAAUGUACACCUGAGCCUCCUCUUCUCCAGCCUAAACAAUCCCAGCUCUUCUCACAGGACUUCUGCUCCAGACCCUUCCCCAGCUCCACUGCCCUUCUCUGGACAGGCUCCAGCAGCUCCAUGUCCUUCUUGGACUGAGGGGCCCAAAACUGAGCAGAGGAUCUGAGGUGCAGCCUCCCCAGUGCUGAGUAUGGGGGACAACCCCUGCCCUGCUCCUGCUGGCCACACUAUUGCUGGCACAGGCCAGGAUGCCAUUGGCCUCCUUGGCCACCUGGGCACUGCUGGCUCAUGUUCAGCUGCUGUCACCAGCACCCCCAGGUCCUUUUCCUCUGGGCAGCUUUCCAGCCACUCUGCCCCAGCCUGUGGCACUGCCUGGGGGUAUUUUGCCUGAACUAAAAACUAGAGGUAAGCUAUGAUCACUGAACUUGUGAAAUCAAUAUGCCUUCCAGACCUUACAUACAAUCAGAACAACUCAGUAACGAAUUGAGAGUGUCUACUGAUACCAUUAUCUGAGGCAUAAACUGUCUUUGCUAGUCUACCAAUUGCAGGAUACAUUUUUACAGACAGACCUGCUGUAAUAGCAGAAAGUCAGAAAAGCACAGUAGAGUUUCAGAGUGCAAGGUUCUGUGGAAGGCCUUAUCUAGAAAAUGCAUUUGGAUUUCCAGCUUCUUAAACAAGAAGCUUUUAAUGGUUUUCCACUUAAUGUUUGAAUUGACAAUGUCAGAAACCCACUCUGGUUGAGUUGCAUAUGAAGUGUCUUUCAAAGACUGCAUGACACUGCCCCACCCCCCCCCAUGUGACCUGUAGCACAGCUUUUUGUUUAAACUGAGGUCUUAGCCUAAUCCUUGUACAAGUUUCCUUCAUAAAUUACUUCUACCAUAACAAGACAUGGUUUUUAAAAGAUAAUCUGAAGUUAGCUUGAUGAACAAGAAGAGAAUCAGACUCCCAGAAAUCAUACAACCCAGCACUCAUUUGUAGACAAGUGUUGCUUAUCUUUUAGGAUUAAACCAAGUUAUGUUUAAUGAAAGUACAAUAUAACAUUUAGAUCCCCUUAGUAGAGGUAGAAAGCCAGUGUUUUAAUCUAAUCCAUUCAGAUCAGAAAUACUGAUACCAGAUACUGAUUUAUUGCUAUUAGUGAUAACCAAAUUUGAGAGCUUAUACUGUCAGCAAGGUAGCAUGAAUACAGUUGCGAUCUCCAAUACUCAGAGUAAAACAUAUCCACAUCUGUAGUAAGACAAUAGCAGAUUCUACCAAGAAUCUGCUGCUUCUUGUAAACAUUGUAUUUGUGCAGAUGUUUCAUUUCUAAAGUCAUGAAAGGCAAGGUUAGUAGCAGAAAACACAUCCAGUUUCACAUUCGGCAAUAAAAGAACCCUGCUCUUCAAAGACAACUAAAAACCUAGCAGCACAUUUCAAACAAUAUUACAAGUUCUUUCCUUAAUUACCCUUCAAAGUCCCUCCCCCCUGCCCAAAUCAAAUAAAAACAACAAAAAUCUGACACGAAAAAUAAAGUGCAGUACCCAGAAAAAUAAGUGUCAAGAAAAUAGCCAUGUUUGUUUCUUUGAGGGGAAAAAAAAACAAAACCAAAGGGGAAAUAAAAGAGUACUUGGCCUCAGUCUUAAAAGUACUAUAAUGUGUCCAUCAUUUUGGAUUCUUCUUCAUCUCUUUGUAUCACAGAGUUGAAACUGCAGACAUCUGUGUUUAUGGAACCUUGCAGAUCUCCUGUGUUCUG